AUUUCAAUUACACGUGUUUGAAACGUUUGAAACAAUCGUUUGAAUCAUUUAGUGAAGAGAUAAAUAAAAUUAACUGUGACAUCUUUUCUCUAUCAAUAAAAAAACUAAGAAAACAAACAAAAUGCUCAAGGACGAAAGUUGGACGUUAAAAUAAAAUUGAUUAAAAAUACGAGAACCAUGAGAUUUAUUUUCUAUUAAACAACUAAAUAGGUGUCGCUGUUAUCGAAAAUUCCAGUCGUGAAAUUGGGUUUGGGGAACGCCAGGGGAACAAUUUUUUUUUUUUUAAUAAGAGGACCCUUUGGCGAAUCAUUUUUUGGAAUCCUUCCGUACUGUAUACGUUUUUUUUGCACGUCACACACCGCAGUUGCGGUAAAUGCAGAAUUUCCAAGGUUAAUAGUGUGUUUUAAAUCGAAAAAAAACACGUAGCUUUGAAUAACAUCGUUCUUCAAAUUUAGUUUCUUUUUAAUAAAACAACACCAAAAAAAAGGAAAAAACAGUGAUUUUUUCACUGAAUCAGCAACAAUGAGUUGUGCCCGAUGUUGUUUAGUUGGUGUCAGCCGAUUAGCUUCCUCUAAUCAUGUCGCAAAUCACGUACAUAAAAUAGUUAGGGUUGUGGCUUCUCGUCCAAUUUGCACGACUGGAAUUGUUAAUAAAAUUCCAACAGAGCCAACAACUCCAAAUAAGGACGCAGGAGCGAGUACAACUGGGGGGACAACUGGAAGAGAUGGUGGUGGUGGUGGCGGUAAAAAAAAUACGUUAACUUGUCCGAAAUGUGGGGAUCCUUGUACACAUGUUGAAACAUUCGUCUCUUCAACGAGGUUUGUAAAGUGUGAAAAGUGUCAUCACUUUUUUGUCGUAUUGUCGGAAAUUGACUCGAAACGAAGCUUAAAGGAGGCUUUAAGACCAGAGGAAACGAAGCAAGGAUUUUAUAGAAAACCCCCACCGCCCCCCAAAAAGAUUUACGAGUAUUUAAAUAAGCACGUAGUGGGCCAGGAGUACGCGAAAAAAGUUCUAAGCGUGGCUGUUUACAAUCACUAUAAAAGAAUUCACAAUAAUCUUCCUGUACAAAAUUCAGGACAAUCGAAUGCCAAUCCAGUUGGCAAUCAAGAUCUUAAUCAUCCGUUCACUCAUAGAGGUCUUAAAACACAUUUAUUGCAUAUAUCAAACAUUGGAAAUCCAUUGGGCGUGGGCUUUCAACAAGUGUCGCAAACAAAUGAGCAACAAGCAAAAUCGGGUUCACAAUCGACAUUGGGCUCCGAUAUUCUUGACAGUAAACAACAUCAAUUAAAAUUGGAAAAAAGUAAUAUACUUCUAUUGGGACCAACGGGCUCGGGAAAAACUCUACUCGCCCAAACGAUAGCACAAUGUUUAGACGUUCCAUUUGCAAUAUGCGAUUGUACAACAUUAACGCAAGCCGGCUACGUUGGCGAGGACAUUGAGAGUGUAAUAGCAAAAUUAUUGCAGGACGCAAAUUAUGUCGUUGAUCGAGCACAAAUGGGAAUUGUCUUUCUCGAUGAGGUGGAUAAAAUUGGUGCCGUGCCUGGUAUUCAUCAGUUGCGCGACGUUGGCGGCGAGGGCGUGCAACAGGGAAUGUUGAAAAUGUUGGAGGGAACAAUUGUCAAUGUACCUGAGAGGAAUAGUUCACGUAAAUUACGCGGCGAUACAUUACAAGUGGAUACGACAAAUAUUUUGUUCGUCGCAUCGGGCGCUUAUAAUGGACUCGACAGGCUUGUCUCGAGGCGUAAGAAUGAGAAAUAUUUGGGUUUCGGUGCAACGCCAGCGUCGGAGAGUCCCGGCAGGAGGGCGGCUAAUUUGGCCGAUGUGGCGAAUAUGUCGCCAUCAACUGAGGACGAUAAUCGUGAGAAGGAUAUUUUAUUGCGACAAGUGGAGGCGAGGGAUCUCAUUGAUUUUGGUAUGAUACCGGAAUUUGUCGGCAGGUUUCCCGUUCUCGUUCCGUUUCAUACUUUAAAUAAAGAGAUGCUCGUGAGAAUAUUGACCGAGCCGAAGAAUGCCAUGGUUCCUCAAUACCAAAUGUUGUUCUCCAUGGAUAAGGUGGAAUUGACAUUCACGCCAGAGGCACUGGAUGCAAUUGCAUCGUUGGCAAUGGACAGAAAAACCGGAGCGCGAGGUCUUCGUGCAAUUAUGGAAUCACUUCUAUUGGAGCCAAUGUUCGAAGUGCCAGGAAGCGAUGUAUUGACUGUUCACGUAACCGAGGGCUGUGUUAGGGGCAUUGAUAAGCCCCAGUACAUUAGAAGAACUGAAUCUUCAGAUGACGAAUUACAACAAGCGCAGCGGUUGUUAAUAGAUAUUCUUUCAUUGCAUCGUUAUAAACUAAUGAACGAUACGACAAGAUUAUGGGAGAUGAAGAGGCUGGAAGAUCGAAAUUCAUAGCACCUGAAUUAAAAAAGUGAGAUAAAUAUCGACGUCGUGAUUUUCAAAAGAAAUAAAAAAAAAGUAUAUAUAUAUAAUAAUUAUAAAAAGUAAAAAUAAUUAUUUUUACGCAAAUUCAAACUUAGAUAGCUAACAUUUUUUGUAAUAUAUUGUACAUAGCAAGAAAUAUAAGUAGAAUCAUUACGAAAAGAAAAAUAGAAGAGAAUAAUGAGAAAAAAAACGUAUAUUUAACUCUAAACGAAAAAUUUACUCUUUUUUUUAAGGAAAAAAAAAUUAUCUCGACAAUUUUUUUUUUUUAUGAUCUAUUGGAAGAAAGGUAUUCUUUUUAAAAAAAUAAUUGUUAUUUUACAAUGAAAUUAUAAUAUCCAAACAAAUUCAUUCCUUACUAUUGUGGUGUUGAUAUAAUAGUCUAAUUUUUUUUCAGAAUAAGAAAUUUAAACGUAAGCAAUUUUCAU
Leptopilina heterotoma is the source of this 2846-nucleotide messenger RNA. It is a transcript of the gene ClpX, whose product is annotated as ATP-dependent Clp protease ATP-binding subunit clpX-like, mitochondrial. Gene Ontology annotation, molecular function: zinc ion binding; ATP hydrolysis activity; ATP binding. The transcript is spliced from 10 exons. Gene Ontology annotation, cellular component: mitochondrial matrix. Bases 523 to 2391 code for a protein of 622 amino acids. Lineage: Eukaryota; Metazoa; Arthropoda; Insecta; Hymenoptera; Figitidae. Gene Ontology annotation, biological process: proteolysis; protein catabolic process. The record is from RefSeq and is a predicted model, not a curated record.